Molecule: messenger RNA, 3999 nt
Organism: Quercus robur (English oak)
Lineage: Eukaryota; Viridiplantae; Streptophyta; Magnoliopsida; Fagales; Fagaceae
Exons: 2
Coding region: 1-3999 (1332 amino acids)
Molecular function (GO): nucleic acid binding; RNA-DNA hybrid ribonuclease activity
Source: RefSeq, a predicted model, not a curated record
AUGAGUCUCUUAGUAUGGAACUGUCGUGGGCUUGGGAACCUGCGUACAGGGAAGGAGCUUGAAGUUUUGAUUCGGGCUAAAGAUCCCUCCGUCGUGUUUUUAGCCGAAACAUGGGCGGACGAAGCUAGGCUAAAAGAAGUCCAAAGGAAUAUCAAGUUUGAUAAUUUGUUUUACGUGGAAAGAAAUCAUAGAGGUGGUGGGGGUUUGGCUCUAUACUGGAAGAAUUCCACGGAUGUACACGUAGACUCAUUCUCCAAGUAUCAUAUAGAUUCAAUUAUCAACAAAGGCAAUGAUGAAGCAUGGAGAUUCACAGGUUUUUAUGGAGAACCAGCAACUCACAUGAGAAUUGAAGCCUGGAAUAAACUCCGACUACUCAACACGAAACACAACCUCCCUUGGCUAUGCGCUGGAGACUUUAAUGAAAUCACCAGACACUCAGAAAAAUUGGGGGGUAAUAACAGAAGCCAAGCUCAGAUGCAACUUUUCAGGGAUGUCAUAGAUGAGUGUGGAUUCCUUGAUCUCGGGUAUGUAGGCGAUCAAUUCACUUGGAGAAAGCAUUUUGCAGAUGGUCACUCACUGUGGGAAAGAUUGGAUCGAGGUCUGGCCAACCAUGAUUGGUUCAUGAAAUUCUCAGGUUCAAAAGUACAUCACCUGCACUCAGACUCUUCAGAUCACUUACCACUAUGGAUCACCUUGGAUGGUUUAGAUAUUCCUACAUUCUCUAAACCAUUUAGGUUCGAAGAAAUGUGGCUCUCAGACCGUGGGUGCUCAGAGAUUGUAGAAGCGGUGUGGCUUUCUAGGGAAGAUGGAGAUGUGCAGGAUCAUGUCAUUCGUAAAAUAGACAAAUGUGGUAAAGAAUUAAGAGAUUGGAACCGGAAUUGCUUUGGCAAUGUUAGAGUGGUGUUAAGUCGAAAGAGAAAGGAGUUAAAAGAUGCUGAAAAAAUAGCCAUGAGAUCCGGAAAUAAUCAACAGGUCAGAGAAUUGAAGAAGGAAAUUGCUGAGUUGGUUGAUAAGGAAAAUAGACUCUGGUUCCAGAGAUCCAAAGUCUUGUGGGCAAAAUUUGGAGAUAGAAACUCAAAGUUCUUUCACAGCCAAGCUUCACAAAGGAAGAGGAAAAAUCUAAUCCGGAAGCUUAAGGACUCCAAUGGCCAUGUGUUUGAGGAAAAUGAGGGGAUAGCGGAAUGUCUAGUGCAAUACUACCAGAAUCUCCUCAGUUCAGAAAACCAGCAAAUUUGUGACUCAGCUACAGACUCAAUCCAGACAGUGAUUACUGAGGAAAUGAACUCCAAGCUCUCCUCUGAUUUCACUCAUAUGGAGGUAAAGCAAGCCAUUAACCAAAUGGCCCCACUUAAGGCCCCUGGGCCGGACGGUAUGCCUCCUCUCUUUUAUCAACACUACUGGAAUUUAAUUGGUGAUGAUAUAUCUAACACGGUGUUGCAUUACCUUAAUUCUGCCUCUCUACCUGAACACCUCAAUCACACCUUUAUCACACUCAUUCCAAAAAAGAAGAAUCCUGAAUUUGCAUCUGAAUUUAGACCCAUAAGCUUGUGCAAUGUUUUGUAUAAAAUUUUCUCUAAAGUUCUAGCUAAUAGACUUAAGAAAAUUUUGCCUAAUAUUAUCACUGAGAAUCAAAGUGCUUUCACUAAGAGUCGCCUUAUUUCUGACAAUAUUCUUGUAGCUUUUGAGUCUUUACACAGUAUGCAGAGACACUCAGGGAAGGAAGGUUACAUGGCCAUUAAGCUGGACAUGAGCAAAGCAUAUGAUAGAGUGGAGUGGGGGUACUUAGAAUCUGUCAUGGUAAAAAUGGGGUUCACAGAUCAUUGGAUCAAACUCAUGAUGUUAUGUGUCAAGACGGUGACCUAUUCAAUACUGGUGAAUGGGGAACCUAAAGGCAUGAUCACACCAACAAGAGGCAUCAGACAGGGCGACCCCUUAUCCCCCUUUCUAUUCUUACUCUGUACUGAAGAUGAUAGCUUGCUGUUUUGCAGGGCCACCAACGAGGAGUGCCAAAGAGUUUUGGAUAUUCUGGAUGUAUAUGGGAAAUGCUCAGGUCAACGAAUUAACCGUAGCAAGACGACAAUCUUUUUUAGUAAAUCUACGAAGGUUGAGUCUAGAGAUCAAAUUAAAUUGGCAUUGGGAAUUCCUGAAAUCAUUCAGUAUGAGAAAUACUUGGGGUUACCUUCGCUGGUGGGUAGAAACAAAAAAGCAAGCUUCAAUUAUAUAAAGGAAAGGGUAUGGAAAAAACUGCAAGGGUGGAAGGAGAAACUUCUUUCGCAAGCUGGAAGGGAGAUUCUUAUAAAGGCCGUUGUUCAGGCUAUUCCAACCUACACCAUGAGCUGCUUCAAACUCCCAGUUGGACUUUGUUCUGAAAUUGAAAGCUUAAUAAGAAGGUUUUGGUGGGGGCAGAAAGGAGAACGGAGAAAAAUCCAUUGGGUGAGAUGGGACACACUUUGUCUUCCAAAAAAUGAAGGCGGAAUGGGUUUCAAGGAUCUAGCUAAUUUCAACGAUGCUCUCUUGGCCAAACAGGCUUGGAGAUUACUUCAUAAUAAGGAUUCUCUAUUCUAUAGAGUCUUUAAAAUGAAGUUCUUUCCAAACUGUAGUAUAUGGGAAGCUCAAGACUCUAGCUCUGGCUCACAUGCUUGGCAUAGCAUAUUAAAAGGAAGAGAUGUCCUACUGAAGGGCGCAAGAUGGAGGGUUGGGAAUGGAGAAAAUAUUAGUAUUUGGAAUGACGCUUGGUUACCAUCACAGGAGCACCCAAGGGUCCUUUCAGACAUUGUUCCAGGUUUUGAAGAUGGAAGAGUUUCUGAUCUCAUUGAUCCGAGUACAAGAACUUGGGAUGCAAAUUUAGUGCAUGGCUUAUUGUCAUCUGAAGAAGCUGCACUGGUUCUCAGCAUCCCACUGAGCCGUACCCCAGUGGAGGACAAAAUCAUUUGGCCCUUCACCCCCUCAGGUAACUAUACGGUAAACUCGGGUUCCAAGUUCCUAGCCAAACUAAACUCUAUGUUGGUUCCUGCAGGUAAUCCUCAGCAGCAAAAUGAGGUUUGGAAGCUGAUUUGGGAGCUUAAUGUUCCAAAUAAAGUACGAAAUUUCAUGUGGCGGGUUUGCAAAGAAGCCAUUCCAGCAAAGCACAAUCUAUUGAAGAGGAAGAUCCUAAAUGAAGAUAGAUGUGAACAAUGUGGAGUGGAGUCCGAAACAGCUGCCCAUGCACUUUGGAAUUGUACCAAUCUGGACGAAAUUUGGGAUAACACUCCAGGUUUUGAAGACCGUGACCAACUGGGCAUCUCAAACAUCACGGAACUAGUCAAGGUGACGCAUGAAAGAAGGAUGAACACGGAGCUCAUGGCUAUGGUGAUGUGGACGGUAUGGCACAGACGGAACCAACUCCGAGUAAACUCCAACGUCCUUCCCAAAGCCCAGGUUUUUCAACAAGCAAUGCAGGUCCUUGAAAUGUUCCAAAGGAGCCAACAAUCCCUCAUCAAUCAUGCAGCGAACAUGAGAACUCAGCAGCAUAUUCAGUGGCGUCCUCCUCCGGAUAAUUGUGUAAAAUUGAAUUUCGACGGUGCCAUUUUUCAGGAGUUGGGCAAAGCUGGUUUGGGUGUGGUUGUCCAUGACUCUCAUGGAAACGCCAUUGCCUCACUGUCUGAACAAGCCUCACUUCCAUUUGCACCAGUCAUUGUGGAAGCCAUGGCUGCUGCUAGAGCGAUUACUUUCGCACAAGAACUUGGUUUUAAUGAGUUUAUGCUUGAAGGAGAUUCAGAAGCAGUAAUAAACACCCUUCGUAGCCCAGAAGCUUCAUUGACAACUUAUGGUCAUCUUCUUGAAUCUGCAAAAUCCACUCUAGUUACCAGCAAAUGUAUUGCUUUUUCCUAUAUUCGUAGAAGUGGUAAUAGAGUAGCACACAACCUAGCUAAACAUGCUAGACAUGUUAGAGGUUUGUCGGUGUGGGUGGAGGACAUGCCACCACACCUCUAUGAUGUACUUUUUGCUGAUCCCGGUUGA